Babesia bigemina is the source of this 4167-nucleotide messenger RNA. RefSeq lists its product as hypothetical. Lineage: Eukaryota; Apicomplexa; Aconoidasida; Piroplasmida; Babesiidae. The record is from RefSeq and is a predicted model, not a curated record. The transcript has a single exon. Bases 1 to 4167 code for a protein of 1388 amino acids.
AUGGCGGGACCUCGUACGUUUUCGCUCGCGCGGCCGUCGGAGAUCACCAUCAGCGCGGGCUCCGACGACGACUCGGAUGACGAAGACUACUGCGACACGGCCGUUUCGCGCGGCCGCCGCGCGCAGCGGGCACCGCAGAUGCGCGUGAGAGAGGCCCAUUCCGAGGUUCCCGUGACGUCACGGCUUUUCGAGAUCGUGAUAAUGCGGAAACAUGCCAAGCUCUCCACGUGUCUACAGCGGCUGCUGCUCACGAUGAGCACCGCCGAACGCCACGUGGCAAUCGCCGACAUCCUGAGCUUCAUCUGCGAGUGCGCCGGCUUCAAGCACUCCUCGAUCUCCUCCGAAGUCGUGCAGGCGCACGACUUGUGCAGCGGAGUCGCCAGCAGGAAGUCGUCGUUCAGCGCCAUGGAAUCCGACCGACGUCGCAGGGACUACGCGCCAAUUAUCAUGGAAAUGUCGUCGCCGGGGGGAAUGAAGGACAUGGAUAUUUCCCCGGAUGGUCUCAGCGAGCCCUAUUAUAGUGUAAUGGACGGCUCGGUGGGCAGACGGCCGAGCUCACACGCCGGCGGCGCUUCGCCGAUUUGUGACCCACAUGACCCACUAUCGGCUAACCACUCGCCAACACACGCGUUCGCCGGGGCCGAUCCGUGCGAGAGUGGCUUUUACGACGACGAUAGGGACGUGCGGUUGACGUACGACAGCUUCAGUUGGUGGAGCUUCCGGGAGAUGUUCACGUCACUGCCAUCCGGGGCCAACUACUCGGAUAUCGUGCGACACUGCUCCUCGCAGUGCACCUCGCACGCUAUCGAGCCGGACACCCUCUUCUUCCCCAAGAACAGCGACCUGUUUAGUGACCGGCGUUCCAGGUGCCUCUCGAGGAAGUUCUACCAGCUCUGCGUGGAGCGCGUGGCGCCACUGACAAGGGCUCUGGAUGCGCAGGACGGCUGGGUCAUCGGCUUCGGCAAGCACAACUGGGCCUACAUGCUGUUCAAGGAGUUUUUCCAGCAACUGGUUCUGGAGGCGGAGGCCGUCUGCGUGGGCGAGCUGCUGCACGCGCUGCAGUGGAUCUGCGCGCUCAGCAUGAUCGGCUUCCGCGCCGUGCGCCAGUUCGCGCUGAUAGCGUGCAACGACGUGGUCAGCAGCCUGCUCGUGAAGCUGAACUCGCUGGCCAAAAACGAGCGCGUCUUCGCGAAGCAGCUGCAGGUGGAGAUCGACAUGGACCAGCGGACGCACGAGCGCGUGCAUGGCCGGGACUCUCGUGUGCGGGUGACGGUCAGCAAGUCAAGCCUGGAGCUGUACAAGAAGCUGCUGCUUGCGCAGCGCGGCCAGAGGGCGAUCCUGAGCUUCCUCAAGUGUCUGUACGACGUGAACUUCGCCUCGAAGAUGCAGGACGUUUUGGUUGACAUACGCGUCUCCGCCGCCUUCUCGCUCGGCAACAACGUGCUGCUGAACCCGCAGAUUUUUUCGAGCCCCGCGUACGUCGAUUUUACGUACCGGCUGCUCCCAGCCACGGACGAGUGCACCAGGCUGCUGCUGCUGCGGUACCUGGGCCUGGUCGAGCGGAGGCUGGGCGAGGAGGAGUUUGGCAUUUUGCUGUCGCUGCACGAAUCGUGCGUCAACAGCGGCCUGGCGGACAGCUGCGAGGCGAUCGAGGCGCUGCUGCUGCGCGACGUCCACUUCAACUACGACCGCAGUGCGGUCUUCAGCCACCGCAGCGAGAAGUUGUUUUUGCGCCUCGUCGAGUCGCUGUCGAAGAACAAGAACUCCACGCUGGGGGUGCUCAUAGCGUCCGUGUUUUUGCCGUCCGUGCCCAUCCACGGGUUCUCGUUGGUCUUCCAGAUCCGGACCGACGGCCUCCGCUCCAAAUAUCGCAACAUGCUCGUGCCGCAUCCCGCCGUCGUGGGACGGCAAACCAAGCUCGUCAUAUCGGACGAGUCCACUUCCAAGGUGCGCAACUUCUACCAGUGCUUCAUGGAGCUCUCGCGCCUGGCAGCGUGCAUCGCGGCGACGGAGGCGUUCGUCACCAACCUCGUCGGCAGCCUGUGGAACCACAACCACCUCUUCGAAGACGUUGCUGGGAUCGUCCGCUUCCUGUGUCAGGGCGGCGACGUGGCCAGCGUCAAGGCGCGCCUGGACGCGAAUUGCCAGCAGCUGCUGCUGCACAUAACGCUCGCCAGCUUCGACCACCUGCUGGCGGACGCCACUGCCUUCACGGAGCAGCAAUUGGAAGCCGUGGGCACGGUGAUAUCGUACGCGCCCGUCUUCCUGCGGUUGUACCGUGCGAACGCCUCGCAUAUGAAGACGGCGCUCCAGCUGCUCGAGCAGGCCACGGCCCUGCUGCACCGCACGGGGCUGCCGCUCGACGGCGGGCUGGUCAAUGCCGUGGCUGACGUCCUGAAGUAUCUCGUCGACAGCGACAACGGCGACGAGCAGACGAUAGACUCGAUACGACUCGCUGUGCGGUGUCUGUACAACGUCUACGCGCACAGCGAGGAAGCCAAGUUGAACGUGGCGUCGCUGUACAGGGUGCUCUCGAAGCAGCUCUCGUCGGAGUCCGAGUCGGGCAAGAACCUGCUGCAUUGCGUGAUGAACCUGCUGCACUUCUUCCCGCUCGAGCUGGAUGUGCCCGGAAUCCUGAUCCCCCUGAUCAUCAAAAAUUUGCGUGCCCAGGCUGCCGACGAACGCAUGCUUUGGUGCACCAUCGGGUAUGUGCUGUUCGAGGCUGAGCUGUACCGGUGUGUGAAGACGUCGCAGCCGUCAGUGGAUGGUGCUUUUGGCGAGUUGCGCGACGUGCUGCUGCAGUCGAUCGCGGCCGUGGCGCACGACUCCAGCUCGGACUUUACGCUGUUCGUGUGUUUCCACUCCAUGGCGUCCCUGGUGCAGAUAUCGGCGCUGGCGGGCGGUUUGGAGGAGGUGCCGCACGAAUCGGAGCUCGAAAUGUACCGGAUACUGCUCCAUUUUCUGCAGCUGGUGAAGCCGUCGCACAUGAGGAACGCCGCAGCGCCGCCGCCGGGCGCCGCCAAGGGGUACACGAUCGCCGACGUCUACGUCGCCGGCUACUGCGAGUCGUAUUUCACGAUGAACCCGCUGGACUGCGUGCUCUCCAUCGUGACGUUGUUCACGAAGGUGCUCUCAGCACGGCUGUACUGCAGCGGGGUGUCGGUUUUGGUUUUGUUGCAGACGAUUUCGUUGUGCGCGCCGAUCGCGGCCGCUGCGGAGGUCUACCUGCGGUUCCUGGCCAACUUUGACGACCAGAUUCUGAUAUCGCUGCUCCUCUUCGCCAUGAUCGGGCUGUACGAAUCGGGCGCCCGCGACUGCUGCGCGGAGCUGCGACACCGGUUCGUUGACACCUUGAUGGGCAAGGGCGCCAAAACCGCGGUGGACCGCAAGAAGCUGUCCAUCAACGCGUUGCUGCUCUCCGGGAUGCGUUACGCGCUCCAGGGGCCCAGCAACUGGGAUUUCAUAACGGAGUUGGUGGAGCUGACCAAGACGUUCCGCAGCUACGAGGGGCACGUCAACAGCACGCUGCUGCACGCGCAAGUGGGGGCGCUGCUGACGCCCAUAGACGUGCCGGAGGAGCUUCGGGCGAAAAUAUUCGAGUUCCUGCAGGUUGUUGGUUUGGGCAGCGCCAUCACGAUGAGGGCGAUGGCGGGCUGCCAGGACAUCGACGGCAUCGACAGGUGCCUCAACAUUAUCCGUCGCAAGUGUUCCCAUGUGGAUCUAGUGUCGUUGACCGGUGGUGCAGUCGCUCGAAAGGAGCGCCACCAGCCGUCGUCAACUUGUAUAGUGACGCGCCAGCGUCCAGUCAAGUCCAUUGACCGCCUGGUGUCGUCGGAGACCCGCGCCACCUCGGCGGGGUCGCCCGAGUCGCACCUGGAUGUGUCGCCCAUUGUCGUCCGCACCUUCACGAAAUCAAGUGUGCGCGCAUUGCCCCCCAGCGUGGGAAUGAUGCGACCGCGUUCGACCCCCGGCACCAAGCUGGACGUCGACGACGACGACGUCGCGGAGUCCGUGGAGGUCGAACCGGAUGUGCUGAGCGAGUCGGGGGAGUACCAGGUCUCCACGGCUACGCCAAUUACGGAACGCAGCUACGGGAUGCGGUCGACGCCCAGCUUCGGGCUGCUGUCGCCAACGUCGCCGCUCCUCUCACCGAUCAUGUUUCCUUAG